Messenger RNA from Nothobranchius furzeri (turquoise killifish), 7414 nucleotides. It is a transcript of the gene nlgn4xb, whose product is annotated as neuroligin 4 X-linked b. The record is from RefSeq and is a predicted model, not a curated record. NCBI's taxonomy places the organism in Eukaryota, Metazoa, Chordata, Actinopteri, Cyprinodontiformes, Nothobranchiidae. Gene Ontology annotation, biological process: presynaptic membrane assembly; synaptic vesicle endocytosis; modulation of chemical synaptic transmission. Gene Ontology annotation, molecular function: signaling receptor activity; neurexin family protein binding. Gene Ontology annotation, cellular component: cell surface; postsynaptic specialization membrane; plasma membrane.
CAGUGUCCAAUCGCAUCUAGGAGGAGAAAAUAGAGAGAAAGAAAGGGAGGCAGCGAGAGGGAGAUGGGGGAGGAGAAAGAGAGGAAGCAGAGGGAGUGAGAUUGAUCGUUUGAACGUCCUGGGCCCGGUGUUCAAAGGGGAAACACUUUCAUUGCAACUAGAUUUUUAAAGAAUGAUAUUUUUUCUCGUUGCACGGACUUAGCCAAAGAAGCUCCAGGGGCUGUUUUAUCCCUCCGUUUCUUCUUUCUUUAUUUGGGUUAUUUCCACCCAGGAGACGUGCAACUACCAACACAUCCACCACCGGCGGCAGGAGCAGCAGCGGUACAGGAAUAUCUCCCAAUAUCCCAUCCCGGGCACGUCGGAGGAGCCGCAGCAGCGACAGCAGGAGGCGAAUAUUCUGCGGCUGGACGGGAAGAUGCUCCGCGGGAAUUCACUCCUCUCCUCCCGCCUGGGCGGCAGUUUGAGUUUGUUAUGGGGGUGACCGGAAGGAGAAAGUGACAGAGGAACAGUGAUGCUACUGUUUACAUAACAAAAUACACCCCCCCUACACACACACACACACACACACACACACACACACACACACACACACACACACACACACACACACACACACACACACACACACACACACACACACACACACACACACACACACACACACACUCACUCACUCACUCACUCACUCACUCACUCACUCACUCACUCACUCACUCACUCACUCACUCACUCACUCACUCACACCAUACAUGACCACAGACAUGCACACUGGCUGAAACUGGCAGUCCAGGACAACCCUAAGCCCCACAACUAAACACUUUAACACACACACACACACACACACACACACACACACACACACACACACACACACACACACACACACACACACACACACACACACACACACACACACACACACACACACACACACACACACACACACACACACACACACACACACACACACACACACACACACAGUCUCGUAUUUAAGGGACUCACUGACUGAGUGACUGCACUCUCAGAGAAACAGAAUCACACACGUGAGGACGAGGUUGCAAGCAGAGGACUGGACUAUGUGUUGUGUGUGUUAUGGGCCAAGCUGAGGAGCAGCUGUGAGUCCGAGCUGGCCACCUCUGAGAGGUCAGCACAGUCGUGACCCUGAACCUGCAUCUAGUCCCUCCUCCUCUGCUUUCUCGUUGUUCACCACCAUGUCUCAGCUGAGGACCUGCCGUCACACAUCCUUCUCCUCCCCCUCUGGGUUUCCAGCCCUCCUCCUCUCCCUUUGGCUCUCCCUUUCCCUCCAACCGGCCCGUGUGUUGGCCGAACAAGCUGUUCCUGUCGUGUCCACGGCACAGGGCCGAAUCCGUGGCAUGCUGACCCCUCUGCCCUCAGACCUUCUCGGGCCUGUCAUUCAGUACUUGGGAGUGCCGUACGCCAGGCCUCCCACUGGGGAUCGGCGCUUUCAGCCUCCGGAGCCACCACUGCCCUGGCCGGGAAUACGAAAUGUGACGCAGUUCGCUCCAGUAUGCCCGCAGUCACUGGACGAGAGGAGCAUGCUGGGAGACAUGAUGCCGUCUUGGCUAACCGCAAACCUGGACAUAGCAGCAACAUACCUCACUCACCAGAGCGAGGAUUGCCUCUACCUCAACAUUUAUGUGCCCACCGAGGAAGACAUCCACGAGGAGGGGGGUCAGCGGCCGGUGAUGGUGUUCGUCCACGGUGGCUCGUAUUCUGAAGGCACCGGGAACAUGAUGGACGGGAGCGUGCUAGCGAGCUAUGGCAACGUCAUCGUCAUCACACUCAACUAUCGAUUGGGAGUUUUGGGGUUUCUUAGCACGGGCGACCAGGCAGCAAAAGGAAACUAUGGCUUGCUCGAUCAGAUUCAGGCUCUUCGCUGGGUGAAGGAGAACAUUGGAGCUUUUGGUGGAGAUCCUAGCAGAGUCACAGUGUUUGGAUCUGGUGCUGGGGCUUCCUGUGUGAGCCUCCUCACCUUGUCCCACUACUCUGAAGACCUUUUCCACAGAGCCAUCAUCCAGAGCGGCAGCGCUUUAGCCAGUUGGGCUGUCAACUAUCAGCCGAGCAAGUACGCUCGGCAGCUUGGUGAGAGGGUGGGCUGCGGCAUCGACGACAGCACUCAGCUGGUUGCCUGCCUCCAGGGCCGGAGUUACCGUGAACUGGUGGAGCAGAACAUAACUCCAGCCAAAUAUCACACAGCUUUUGCCCCUGUGAUUGAUGGUGAUGUUAUACCGGACGACCCCCAGAUUCUGAUGGAGCAGGGAGAGUUUCUGAACUAUGAUGUGAUGCUGGGGGUAAAUCAGGGUGAAGGGGUGAAGUUUGUGGAGGGCAUUGUGGACUCAGAGGACGGCGUCACCGCCGAGGACUUUGACUUCGCUGUGUCGGACUUUGUGGAUAGCUUGUAUGGAUACCCAGAAGGCCGAGACACAUUACGAGAAAGCAUACGGUUCAUGUACACAGACUGGGCUGACCGCGACAAUGCAGAAACACGCAGGAAGACGCUGGUAGCACUUUUUACCGACCACCAAUGGGUGGCACCAGCAGUUGCCACAGCUGAUCUCCAUGCUCAGUACGGAUCUCCAACCUACUUUUACUCCUUCUACCACCACUGCCAGAGUGACGCCACGCCGCCAUGGGCUGAUUCCGCCCACGGCGACGAGGUGCCCUAUGUGUUCGGCGUGCCCAUGGUUGGUCCCACUGAUCUGUUCAACUGUAACUUCUCCAAGAACGACGUGAUGCUGAGCGCAGUGGUCAUGACUUAUUGGACCAACUUUGCCAAAACUGGAGAUCCAAACCAGCCAGUUCCACAGGACACAAAGUUCAUCCAUACAAAACCUAAUCGUUUUGAGGAAGUUGCCUGGUCCAAGUACACGCCUAAAGAGCAGCAUUACCUCCACAUUGGCCUGAAGCCUCGCGUCAGAGACCACUACCGAGCCACCAAAAUCUCCUUCUGGCUCCAGCUGGUUCCCCACUUGCAUCAUGUCAACGAACUCCUCCAAUCCGUCUCCUCCUUUACGCACAGUCCCUCUCCACAGGAUGACACCCCCUACUCCUACACUAAACGUCUAUCCAAAGGUUGGCCUCCUAUUAGCACACGCCAUCCAGGUUCACAAGGCGGCACGCCGCAGCCUCCGGAGUCAGCUUUAGGACAGGAUGGAGGGGAAAACGGCGUUCGUGUCCCUAAUGAGGACUACUCCACUGAACUGUCGGUGACGAUUGCUGUUGGAGCUUCGCUGCUGUUUCUCAAUAUUCUUGCAUUUGCGGCUCUGCUUUAUAAGAAGGACAAAAGGCGUCUGGAGCAUCGUAGACCACGCCCUCUUCCUCCUCCUAGAAGAGACAUUACACCUGCUGAUGUUGCAGCCCACCUGCAAGGGGAGGGACUGAUGUCACUGCAGGUGAAGCAGCUGGAGUGCGAUGUCGCAUCAGCAGACGAGAGAAACAACGCUCACCACCAUCACACUCUGGAUACUCUGGAUGCUCUAGACGGUUUGGACACCCAAGACAUCUACAGCACACUGGACACUGUGCGCCUCACAUGUCCUCCCGACUACACACUCACCUUACGCCGGUCACCGGACGACGUUCCCCUGAUAACCUCCCUGACCCCAGGCUCGCUCCCCGUGACCCCGGGGUCACACCCUGUCACUCCUGCGACUCCAAUGACGCCCAUGACACCUGGAUCAGUGGCUGGGAUGAGGAUGGGGCACCCCCACCAGGGAUACACACACCACAGCCCAUUUAGUAACACACACUUACCACACACACACAUCUCCACACACACACACUCCACCACACGUGUAUAACCACAGCCAGCUACUCGUACAUACAGGGACAUAUUUACAGUUGGAACACACACACACACACACACGCACACACGCACGCACGCACGCACGCACGCACACACACACACACACACACACACACACACACACACACACACACACGCAUGCACACACACACACACACACACACACACACACACACACACACACACACACACACACACAGACAGACAUGUAAAACAGACUGAAAUACCUCUACUAAUUACCCUGCAGGAUUGUUACAGCUGGACCAACAGAGAGACAUUUUUCAGGAAGAGGAUGAAGAAGCAGACAUCUGUGUGUUGCAUGAUGGGGAGCUGCAGAGAAACUGGAUCCCUGGAGAUGCAUCUCAUAACUCAGAAGAGAGGAGUGUCUCAAGACCCGCUUUGGAUUUUAAAUACGCUUUUUCUACACCUGAGGCGAAAGAUCACGAGCGCUUUCACAAACGUUUCAGUGACGGCUCACUUUCAACCGCACCCGAAGAGCCGCGCUGGGACAAAGGAGAUCAGUUAAAUAUGUAGAGAUGAGCUGAGAGGGAACCACACACAGACUGCUGAUGUCAACUUGAACAACCUGUUAAAAUGUGAAUGUAGCAUUUUUUUUUCCAUUAAAAAGAUCAAAGGCCCUAUCUGCCACGGAUCCAAGUACGCUGAGAAAAAACUAAACAAAAACAAAAGAACAAAUUUUAAGCAAGCAGUGGAUGUAAAAAAAAACAACAACAAAAACAAAAGCAACAGAAAGAGAGGAUUAAAAAGACAACAGUAGUUGAAGACAAAGUUAGUCCGAUAGUGGGAAAGAGAUUUAGCGUUUCUUGAGCGGGAUUUAAAAGCUGUGCCGAGAAGAAAAAUGUAGAAAGAUGGAGGGAUGUGAAAAAGACUGACAUGGAAAGUGUGCCAAGAGACAGAAGUUAGAUUCAGAAGGAGGAAAAUAAAUAAAAAAGGGCCUCAGAAGUGUUGCCAGAUUCUCUGACGAAUCUAUCUAACCAGCUAUGUGUCAAACUCUUGUAAAUAGAAUUGAAAGAUACAGAUGAUAUAUUAUGAUUUAUAGCAUUUACCUGCUCUUGCAUUAAAAGUUAUUUAACCACAUUAUUGCUUUCAUUUCAGAUAUUAAUAUAUUAUUGUAUAGAUGUCCUAAAGCGAGGCUGGUUGUCUUUCUAUCUGACCUUCUGUAGUAUGUACACAGUACCCCCCCCCCCCCCCCCCCCCCGAUAUAAAGCUACAUUUGCUAUGCACAUCAUUUUAAUGUUUUUAUCUUUGUGAGCAUCUAGGUACUUGUUUAGCCGCUGGGGUAUGGAACAUUUUCCACAUCGUUCUGCCUACUAUGAUUUUUUUACAUUAUACUAUGAGCUAGUACUGUGUAGAUAAUGCGAUAUUGGUUUGAUGAUUGAGCACCAGCCAGAAACCCAACCCCUUGUUUCUAACCCCCUUCCCCCUAAACAAUUUUACCUUUUAUUAACCCAACUCUUACUUUACUUCACACUGGACCCAUCAGCGGUGCGGAACGCCACUGCUUCCAAUUAAAAUCCAUUAUAAUCUAUGGGGGUGAUUCAAACCAGCCGCCACGCAGAAGCGGCUCUCGUGCCCCGUCUCUAAAGAUAGGAUCGGGUUCUAUUUUUGCCACGAGCUGCUUCUAGGGUGUGACAAUUUCCACAGUUAACAUAGGGCAAGACAGGAAAUCACACACCGUUCAGUGUAAAACCCAUGGUAAUUUCAAAAUAAAAGCCUAUUGCAGCGAUGCAAUUUCAUUUCUAAGUAGAUUAUGUCUAUACACAUGACCUAACGGCUUAUUUACUCAUGACUCCAGAAGAGCACCAGUGUGUUUUUAAUGGCUUUAACCCUGGUAGGGGAGAGGAACAACAUCGCCGUGAUAUCAAACGUGAUUUCCUUCUUUUUGGUUUAAUGGAGGAGGGCAUAAACUCGAGAGAUUUUUUCGAUCUCGCGAGUUACGCAAGGAGCGUGGCAAAGAAGCCGUUCUGCAGCCGAGAUUCUCUCGAUGUGUACUGGACCGCAGCAAAAGUUGCGAGUAAACCGAUCUGCUGGUGUUCUGCUUCGCCGAUGCUUUCAGUGUGAAGUAGGGGUUAUCGUUGUUUCUGUGGUCAGACAGACGGCAACCCAACAGACAGACAGGUGGUGAUGAUUAAAGGGGCCCGAUAUUACAGAACGUCUCAAAAACUUGAGGAUGAGUUCUCUUACCUUGAAUUCCUACUUCAUGAGGGGUCCUGUGUGUUUUCAACAGUGCCCCUGACUGAACUGCCUAAUGCUGACUCAGAUCUUGUCCUUUUCAAAGCCCUUGAUUAAACCAUUUUUGCCAAGCUGUGCUGAAUCCGUAAUUAUACUCCCCUCAUUCCCUAAAAACCUGAAGUUUUAAGGUCUGGACCUUGGUUUUACUUCCUGCGAUUUUUGGAUCAAGGCAUGAUUAAUGAGGGGGUCGCUGAGUGAAAAUGAAAGGACGUAGCUGUGUGUUAAAGCCCGACACUGUAGAGCAAACAUGGUUCCAAGAAUGCUGCCUUUUAUGCCUUAAUACCUUCUUAAAGGAGCAAUCUUACUUUUGUUCCAACUUUACCACGACGCACAAUAAACUAAACUAAAUCUAGCAUUCAAAUUCAAACCACUGUCCUGGGAACAGACUUUAAAAUGGGUAUUUCUACUGCUGACUUCACUGUGAGUCCAUCAGGGCCAUAGUAGUUACUGCUUUUUACGAUUAAAAAACCAUUUAUAGAAUCUGUUCUGCUCAAAUCCUGUUGAUAAAAGGUUGUGUCUCACUGGGUUUUGAUUGUUUUUGACCAGAUUUUACAAUCUAAAUCCCAAAGUGUCUUGAAAACAUUUGCAAUUUUCUCACAUUACUGGAAGAAAAACGUCCUCUCAGAAUAGUCGCAGAGUUGCCAAAUUCUUCUGUGCAAGUGAGAAAAAACUUGAAACAACUUUUCAAAAGGGGAUAUUGAAAGUAGGCUUAACUGCAAACAAACUGAGGGAUAAUUAAAACACUUUGUGACUUAAUUGCAAGAAAAUCUGCACAGCUGUUGGGUAAAUUUUGCUAAUAGUUUACAAUAUGCCCCAACAUGGCUCUGUCUUGUGUAAAAAUUGUUACAAAUGUGUCACAUGUACCAAAUUAAUCCAACUCUAAGUAGAUAUUUACACAUUUUCUAAUACUUUUGUCUCCUACUUGUUUCUAACCAGUAACUCAACCAAAGGCCCUAAAUUGAAGCAUUAGUAAUUGUCCUCAGUACCCCCCCCCCCCCCCCCCGCCCUUAACCGUUGUCCUGUUGACCCCCCUCUGUCCCCGCCCAGCCUUGACAGUGUGAAUACUUUGUCACAACAAGGUCCUAUUUAACCUCUGCUCAUCCUGUGUAACUCCUUCAUUGUCAUUUUUGUUAGUCUAAUAUGUAAACAGCUGAAAAAUUAAUGAAAAGCAAAGAACUUAAAAAAAAAAGAUCGAAAAAUAACAUUUAUGUUUGAUUGAUUAUUUUUUCUUCCGAAUGGGUUUACCUUCUCAGCGGAUGGCUGGAUUGUGAGAAGCCUAAAACAUUUUUGCUGCAUUUUUGAAAAAUAAAAAUAUCAGUAUUUUACAAUUUA